AUAUUAUUAUAUGUUGGUUAUUUGUAUUAAUAUUAUUUUGUGUUGAUAUCAGCAUAUGAUUUAGUUUUUACUUGUUUUUGGGAUGAAGGUGGUGGUGGAAAUGGUGAAAGCGGUGCUUUUGGGGGUAAAGGUGUGGAAAGAGCGAAAACCUGAUUAUAAUCACUCCAUACUACUACUCUUACCGUGGUUACAAGAUGUUUGGCGGAACGUCGCCAGAUUCGUCCAAACAUUUUCAGUCACAUCUGCGCAUAGUCGAACCUUUAUAAUAAAUUAAAGAAUGUUCGGACAAGAUGUACAAAUCAACCACGGUACUCUCUGGACUUUGUGGUAGCUUUUACCUCUGAAAUGAUUGACCUCUGAAUGACACACACACACUGAGUAUUUAUCAGAUGGGCGCUCCAAAGCAUUUUUUUAUUUUUUCCUAUUUAGGCGCACUUUCAAAUUUUGAAGACAAAAAGCAACAUGGCGCACGACCAAAACAUAUCUGACACCAGGGCAGAACUUGCUGACUUAUUAAAAAAGAAAGAAGAACUGGCACUUAGUUUGGCAAAUCUGGAAAGGCAAGUAUAUGCAUUUGAAGGAAGUUAUUUAGAAGAUACUCAAUUAUAUGGCAAUAUUAUAAGAGGAUGGGAUAGAUUGCUGUCACAAAAAACUGGCGGACCUAACCAGAAAAUUGAGAAAAGAAAUCGCAAAUUUAAGGAAUCUGAACGAUUGUUUUCAAAAUCAUCUAUAACUUCAGCAGCUGCUGUGGCGGGUAUGGGAAUAGCGCAGCAAGAAGACAAAAAAGAUAAUUUUCAACUGGACAAUGCACUGCAUCACACACAUUCAGAACAUUCAGGUAAAAUCAUGAAAGGCCAUCAUCACAGAAAGAAGAAGGGUAGUAAACACAGAAUCGAACUGAAGUUGAAAAAAGGUUUAAGUAAAAAUCGAGACAUCGACGUAGAUGGUGACGAUGCUUACUCGAACUAAUGAGAUGGAUUGAAAUAUUUUUCUAUGUAAUGUAUGACAUGUAAAUAAAUAUUAUGAUUAAUAUACCGUCUUUAGAACUAAA
Messenger RNA from Hydractinia symbiolongicarpus, 1051 nucleotides. Its product is annotated as chromatin modification-related protein MEAF6-like. NCBI's taxonomy places the organism in Eukaryota, Metazoa, Cnidaria, Hydrozoa, Anthoathecata, Hydractiniidae. The coding region runs from base 463 to 969 and encodes 168 amino acids. The transcript is spliced from 8 exons. The record is from RefSeq and is a predicted model, not a curated record. Gene Ontology annotation, cellular component: NuA4 histone acetyltransferase complex.